Anisakis simplex (herring worm) is the source of this 435-nucleotide messenger RNA. The record is from the annotation of a GenBank genome assembly. NCBI's taxonomy places the organism in Eukaryota, Metazoa, Nematoda, Chromadorea, Rhabditida, Anisakidae.
AUGCAAUCCGUGCAUGAUAAAUAUGAGUUCUCAUGCGAUGGCGUAUUUGGUUUGUCUGCGGAAGGGGAAUCGCCGGAGGAGGAGUCUGCGAUGGGGCAGUUCCUUCGGAAUUCUGCUUGCAAGGAGAAGAAAGUCGCAUUCUGGUUGAAUAGAGAUUUCGGUGCGGAAAACGGUGGAGAGGUGACGAUUUGUGGUGUGGACAAAAAUCAUUAUCAGUGUGAUCUCGAAUGGAUUCCGCUCGAGCAUGGACCACAUUGGACUGUUCGAAUGGAUGACGUGCGUAUUGGUCCGCAUCGGUUAUCGCUAUCUUCCGGCANGGGAAUUCUCAAGGAAUUUUUUUCAUUAGUGACUUGGCUUUUUUCAAUGAAUUUCUCACUAGUGACUGGGCUGAAUCGGUCAGGUUACAUACCCAUUUGGAUUUUUUUUAUUGUUUGA